CACUAAGACAAAACCGCAUACGUAUCCUACCAUUGAAAAAACAAAAGAGAAUCUUACGUUUUUUUCUUCUUUCUUCUUGUGCUGUAAACAAACAAUAGCUUUGUCUUCAGGCAAAGCAAAGACUUUGAGAAGAUGGUUCAGAGGAAGACUUGUCAAGCAACCGAGUCUUAUAAUCUCCAGCCUGAAACUCGGUUUUGUCAAGAACAUGUCAAGAGCCUUGGACCGGAGAUGAUGACGAUGAAGAAGCGGACAAAACCUAAAAGGAAGGUUAUAGACAGUUCGGUUUCUCAAUCAGGUAAGCCACAAACACCACCAAAGAAACAUGAUCUAGUUGCUGUUAAAGGGACAGGUAUGUCUCCUAAUUACAUGAAAGGCACCUCUAGUUCUGAGGCAAGGAAGGAGAACAAGAGUAGACUUAAUCAGAAGAACCAAACCGGUCUGAAACAUGAUUCUCGUCAUGGAGUUAUAAAAGAGAAAAGUAUCAAGAAGCCGAGUUCGAGGAUGGUUAGGGGUUUGACAAAGGCUCCAAGUUUCAAGAGAUGUUCACAGAGAGCUACUUGUUCCUCUACUUUGAAAGACUCCAAGUUUCCAGACUAUCUGAUGCUUCAUCAUGAUGGAACUGAUGAUGAAGUUAGUGGAACCUCUGUCUUGAAAGUCUGUCCUUACACGUACUGUUCACUCAACGGCCAUCUCCACAAGCAGUAUCCUCCUCUCAAAAGCUUUAUAUCCUCGAGGAGACGGAGUUUGAAGUCUCAGAAGAAAGCUUCUAAGGAAGAUGUUGUGGAGAUGUAUGUUGAGGAGAAGAAAGAGACUAUUGAGAUUGAUGUUGUUACUCAAAUCUCAGAAGCUAUCUCUGAAGGAGCACCUCGUUCUGAAACCGAUUCAGAUGAUUACUCAGAUACUCAAGAGAUGGUGAAGUUAUCAGAAAGUGAUGAUGACAUGGAGUUAAAAGAAUCUGGUAUGGAGGAUACUUUUGUAGCUGACUUUGUGAAAGAGAUCCAAGAGACUCAUGAGGCUGAUGAUUACUACUCUGAAGGUGCUGAAGAGAUGGUGAAGACUUCAGAAGGUGAACAUGGAACUGAAACAAGACAGUAUGAUUUGGAGGAGAGUCUAGUUAAAGACUCAGUGAAAGAGACUUCUUGUGAAGUCAAUGAUGACUCUGAUAGUGAAGAUAUGGUGAGGUUUUUAGAAGGUGAUCAUGACUUGGAGGAGACUCUAUUAGAUGACUCAGUGAAAGAGAUCCAAGAAAACUCAGAAGCAGAUGAUGCUAGUGAAGAUCACAAAGAGGAGCUUCAAGACCAAACUGAAGAAACUACAAAGAUUCCAUAUAACCGUAAACAAAAGCCAUGUAACCAAGAAGAGUCAGAUGCCACCAUUUCUUGGACUAUCACCAAAGGCAAGAAACCUCUGGCAGAGACAGAGGAUUUGAGGGAGUUCAACCCAAGAGAACCCAAUUACCUUCCAGUUGUAGCUGAUGCGGAUACUGAAAAGGUUGAUCUCAAGCAUCAGGACAUAGAUGAGAGGAGAAACUCAGAGGACUGGAUGUUUGAUUGUGCUCUGCAGCGUGCUGUUACCAAACUUUCCUCAGCGAGGAAGAGGAAAGUUGCAUUGCUUGUGGAGGCAUUUGAGACUGUGAAACCUGUUAUGCCACGUGGUAGAGAGCCUGCACCGGUUAUGAGUUAUGGAAGACACCUUCAGACCUGCAAUUAACAGAGGUAAUCAACUGAAUCUCUUAUUAAGAAAAACUCAGCUAAUAAAUCUGAUUUGUUGCAAGUUAUGGUUAUGAAAAAAGUUUAAUGGUUUCUGUGUGUGGUAGUAAUAUGAAUGAUAUGAUUCUCCUUAGUCUGUGAGGCGGACUUGGUGUGUGCUUUGGUUUGAGACUAAUGUAUGAGACGAUCUUAUGUAUUUGUCUAGUAAUAUGUAACUCUUUGAAACUCUGCAUCAAUUGAAUGUUGUUGUUGUUGGUUGUUAUAA
This is a messenger RNA of Brassica rapa (field mustard), 1974 nucleotides long. RefSeq names its product calmodulin binding protein PICBP. The record is from RefSeq and is a predicted model, not a curated record. Gene Ontology annotation, molecular function: calmodulin binding. Lineage: Eukaryota; Viridiplantae; Streptophyta; Magnoliopsida; Brassicales; Brassicaceae.